Molecule: messenger RNA, 1326 nt
Organism: Aspergillus chevalieri
Lineage: Eukaryota; Fungi; Ascomycota; Eurotiomycetes; Eurotiales; Aspergillaceae
Exons: 3
Coding region: 1-1326 (441 amino acids)
Biological process (GO): amino sugar metabolic process; peptidoglycan turnover
Molecular function (GO): ATP binding; phosphotransferase activity, alcohol group as acceptor
Source: RefSeq, a predicted model, not a curated record
AUGGGUUCUAUCGGCCAGACAAAUGGCAUUCCCAAUGAUAUUGUGGAUUUGACGGUUCUCGGAUUAAACAGUGGCACGUCGAUGGACGGAAUCGACUGUGCCCUUUGUCACUUCUACCAAGAAACUCCUGAAUCCCCCGUGUGCUUUGAGCUUCUCAAGUACGGCGAGAUCGACCUCGAGCCCACCAUCAAAAAACGCGUGAUGAACAUCAUCCUGCACAACCAAUCUUCUCCUUCAGAACUAUCAGAAGUCAACGUCACCCUGGGAGAAACCUUCGCCUCGGCCGUCAAGGAAUUUUGCCACAACCACAGUGUCGACAUUUCCACUAUCGACGUCCUCGGCUCUCACGGCCAAACCAUCUGGCUCCUCUCCAUGCCAGAAGAGGGCGAGGUCAAAAGUGCCCUCACCAUGGCCGAGGGGUCCAUCCUGGCGUCUCGCACAGGCAUCACAUCCGUCACGGACUUCCGAGUCAGCGACCAAGCGGCUGGUCGGCAGGGCGCGCCAUUGAUCGCUUUCUUUGAUGCUUUGCUCCUGCACCAUCCGACGAAACUGCGUGCGUGCCAGAACAUCGGUGGUAUCGCUAAUGUCUGUUUCAUCCCGCCCGAUAACAAGGGUGGAGUAGAUGAAUGCUACGAUUUCGACACUGGUCCGGGGAAUGUCUUCAUUGACGCCGUGGUGCGCUAUUACACAAAUGGUGAACGCGAGUACGAUAGGGACGGCGAGAUGGGCGCCCGUGGCACAGUUGAUCAAGCACUGGUGGACGAGUUCCUUCAACACAAGUACUUCAAAUUGAAUCCGCCCAAGACAACCGGCCGAGAGGUCUUCCGGGAUACCCUUGCAUUUGAUCUGAUCAAGAAGGCGGAGGCCAAGGGUCUUUCACCCGAUGACGUGGUCGCAACCGUGACCAGAGUCACGGCCCAGGCGAUCGUCGACCAUUACCGGCGAUAUGCGCCCCAAGGGAUGGAAAUCGCCGAGAUUUUCAUGUGUGGGGGCGGUGCCUAUAACCCUAAUAUUACGAACUAUAUCCAAAAGAAUUAUCCCAAUACGAAGAUUCUCAUGUUGGACGAUGCUGGUGUUCCUGGGGGAGCGAAGGAGGCGAUCACCUUUGCCUGGCAAGCAAUGGAAGCGGUCGUUGGACGGUCAAUUCCGGUUCCAACUCAGGUUGAGACACGCCAGGAGUAUGUGCUGGGAAAGGUGUCACCGGGGAAGAAUUAUCGGAAGGUGAUGCGUCAGGGGAUGCUCUUUGGGGCAGGCCGCGAUCAUCUCUCGCCUGUGAAGGAUAUGAUUAACUACAUUGAUGGGAAAGUCUUGUCCAAUAAGUGGUAA